AUGGAUGUCUUCUGGACACUCCCGCCGGUCUCUAGGACCAUCACAGCUGCAGCAGUCGUUGUAUCAGCUGCUGGCUAUGGCGGCAUCAUUAGCCUCUACCAUUACAUCUUCGCGAGCCACUAUGUCUUUACGACGAAGGUGUUCCCUCAGCUCUGGCGAAUCUUCACGGCGUUUCUGAUCACGAAACCGAAGUUCGGCAUCCUGCUUGAUCCAUACUUUCUAUACCAAUACGGCAGCUCCAUCGAGCGGGAGUCGUCUCGCUUCUCGCAGCCUGGCGACUUCUUCGUAUACACCAUGUUUCUCGCGAGCGUCAUUGCCGCAACAGCAGGUGGCAUUCUGAACCAGUACACUUUCCUCCCCGCGCUGUCCCUCGCAUACGCCUACACGUUCGCCCAAGAUAAUCCCACGCGUUCCGUAUCCUUCUUCAUCAUCACCUUCGAAAGUAAAUACCUCCCCUUCGCCAUGCUCUUCAUGACCUUCAUCAUCGACGGCCCUGAUGCAGCUGCCGGCCAACUCACCGGUCUCAUCGCCGCUCACUUGUACGAUUUCCUGACACGCAUCUGGCCCACGUUUGGUGGUGGAACAAACUAUAUCCGCACGCCACAGAUGGUCAAGGGCUGGUUCAGUGCGAGGCCGGGCAGUGUGCAGGACAGGGGAUUCGGUCAUGUUGUCGAGGGAAGGGGCAGGACGGCUGGUGCGGCUGGAAGUGGUGCACCGCCUAGUGCAGCGAGGGCUACGGGGAAUGCUUGGGGUGGCAUGGGUCCGGGGAGGAGACUGGGAGAGUAG
Molecule: messenger RNA, 786 nt
Organism: Alternaria postmessia
Lineage: Eukaryota; Fungi; Ascomycota; Dothideomycetes; Pleosporales; Pleosporaceae
Exons: 3
Coding region: 1-786 (261 amino acids)
Biological process (GO): endoplasmic reticulum unfolded protein response
Cellular component (GO): endoplasmic reticulum membrane; Hrd1p ubiquitin ligase ERAD-L complex
Molecular function (GO): misfolded protein binding; ubiquitin-specific protease binding
Source: RefSeq, a predicted model, not a curated record